Messenger RNA from Annulohypoxylon maeteangense, 596 nucleotides. Its product is annotated as Sm-like ribonucleoprotein. The record is from RefSeq and is a predicted model, not a curated record. Gene Ontology annotation, molecular function: RNA binding. Gene Ontology annotation, cellular component: U5 snRNP; U1 snRNP; precatalytic spliceosome. NCBI's taxonomy places the organism in Eukaryota, Fungi, Ascomycota, Sordariomycetes, Xylariales, Hypoxylaceae. The coding region runs from base 117 to 479 and encodes 120 amino acids. Gene Ontology annotation, biological process: RNA processing; spliceosomal snRNP assembly. The transcript is spliced from 3 exons.
CCAAGCUCUCUUAAACGCGACCGACUUACCUCAAACUUAUAAGCUUUACAUCACGCCGCAUAGCAACACACGACUUAAUUUUCUUGGUUUCGCAAAGCUAUUAGCAAUCGGUCAAGAUGAAGCUCGUCAGAUUCUUGAUGAAAUGUGCCAACGAGACGGUGACGAUUGAGCUCAAGAAUGGAACCAUCGUACAUGGCACAAUCACGUCGGUCUCCCCACUAAUGAACACCGCCUUGCGAACGGUGAAGAUGACUCCACGCGGUCAAGAUCCCAUCCCUCUUGACACGAUGAACAUCCGAGGAUCUACCAUUCGAUACUUCAUUCUUCCCGAUUCGCUUCCCCUCGAUACCCUUCUCAUUGACGACUCGGUGAAGCCCAAGAACAAGGCUCGCAAGGAGGCAGCAGAUCGAGGCACCCGGGGUGGAGGACGCGGCAGGGGCAGAGGACGAGGACGUGGUCGUGGCCGAGGCAGACCUUGAACAGGUCGUUAGUUCUGAUGGAUUGUUGGUAAAUAAUUUUACGGCAUAGCUGCGCCUUCGACGUGAUAGGAGAAGGUAGGCAGCUUGCAGUUCAGGCAAUGGAAAUGCUAUACUCGA